Molecule: messenger RNA, 2751 nt
Organism: Chinchilla lanigera (long-tailed chinchilla)
Lineage: Eukaryota; Metazoa; Chordata; Mammalia; Rodentia; Chinchillidae
Gene: Atrip
Product: ATR interacting protein
Exons: 13
Coding region: 100-2475 (791 amino acids)
Biological process (GO): DNA damage checkpoint signaling; DNA repair
Source: RefSeq, a predicted model, not a curated record
GCAGCGGGGCGGGGCCCUGGUGGGUGAGGCGAGCUGCGGCGCGCGGGCGGUUGGGCGGGCUCCGGCCUCGCGCCCACCUGCUUGGGGCCCACGGGCGGCAUGGCCGGGACCCCCGCGCCGGGCAGCAGGAGGUGGAGCGGGCCACCGACGCGCCAGCCUGGCCCGCCGCCCGUCACCGGCCACCCUCCGAGCAAGCGGGCCCGGGGCUUUCCCGCGGCCGUCCCCCUGGACCCCGAAGACCCGUUCGGCGCGCACGGGGAGCUCACGGCCGACGACCUGGAGGAGCUGGACAUCCUGGCGUCCCAAGCCCUGAGCCAGUGCCCGCCCGCGCCGCGGGACCUGUCCACUGUUCAUAAGGUCCGCAGAUUAGAUGGGAUGUCAAGUAGUCCUGCAGGGAAGAACAGAGAACAUGCUCCAGCUAAAGAUAACUUCGAACUGGAAGUACUUCAAACACAAUACAAAGAACUUAAGGAAAAGCUGAAGGCGAUGGAAGAAGAGAUCCUUAUUAAGAAUGGAGAAAUUAAAAUCUUGCGGGACUCACUGCAUCAGUCAGAGUCCAUUCUGGAGGAACAGAAAAGAUCGCAUUUCCUUCUUGAGCAAGAGAAAACCCAAGCACUCAGUGACAAAGAAAAGGAGUUCUCCAGAAAGCUCCAGUCGUUGCAAUCUGAACUCCAGUUUAAAGAGGCAGAAAUGAAUGAAUUAAGGACAAAGCUUCAGAGCAGUGAACGGGUGAAUAAAGUGGCUGUUCCCUCCACGUCCCAUGUUAGUCCUAGGAAAAACUUUUCCGUGGUUAUGAGACCAGAAGCAUGUUCCUCGCAAUUUGGAAAAUCAUCUUUUCCUACAAAGGAGUCCUUUAGUGCUAACAUGUCCUUUCCCAAUCCCUGCCAGACAGAGCCAGGAUACAAGUCUCUGGUGGGCCGAGAGGGUUCAGAUAAUAAGACCCACAGUCUGAGAGGUAGCCCUGUACAGCAAGAAGCGGUGCAGAAAAGCCUUACUGACAGCCGGACGCAGAAAUCAAACACAGAAGGUUCCGUUCUGAUAAACCUGUUGCUGAAGCAGCCUUUGAUGUCAGGGUCAGGCGUAGGUCUCUGCCACCUCCUGAGCAGCUGUUCCGAGGCUCCCGCUGGCAAGCUCUUGCAGCCGCUGGGGCUUGGCAGUAUUUUGGCUGUGAUUUCAGGCCUCAGAACCACGGCUUCUCGAAGCGGGGCAUUUUCUCCCUCGACCCUGAGAGAAGCACAGAACCUGGCCUUCACUGGACUGCACCUGAUUGCCAGGAGCGAAGGCUCGUGUGACGGAGACCCGGCCGAGGGGGCCGGGAGGGCCUUCCCACUCCGCCAGCUUCCUGGGGCCGUGCACCUCCUGCCGCUCCUACAGUUCUUCAUCGGCAUGCACUGCCAGGCUCUGCAGGAGCUCGCAGCGGCGAAGAGGAGUGGCGCCUCCGGGGACUCGCCAGCACGUAGCUCCUGCGUGCGCGCUGGGGCGGAGGCCAGCCCUGAGGACUCGGGCUGCAACCUGGAAGGCUUCGCUGUGGCUUCGCUCGGCGUUCUUCAGCACCUGGUGUGCCACAGCGGGGCGGUCGUCUCCCUGCUGCUGUCCGAAGUGGGGACGGACCCUUCUGCUGAGGAAGGGGCCGGGAGCCCGGCUCGCGGGCACACGUGGGGAGAUGUGCUCUCCGCCCCCGCGGGGGCCGCGGAAGACCACAGGCAGCACCCACUGUUGAAGAUGCUUCUCCUCCUGCUGGCCUUCUCCUCCACAGCAGCGGGUCACCCUCAAGCCACAGUCCUGAGCCAGUGUCUCAAGGUUUUGGUGAAAUUAGCCGAAAAUGCGUCCUCUGAUUUCUUGCCCAGGUUCCAGUGUGUGUUACCCGUUCUGCCGCGGUGCCUCAGCCCGGAGACGGCCCUGCCCUGUGUGCUGCGGACUGUAGAGCUGCUCGCUCUCCUGGUGGACCACGAGAGCCUGGCACCGCAGCUCUGUUCCCGCUCCGAAGGCUGCCUGCUCCUGCUGCUGUACACGUACAUCACGUCGAGGCCGGACGGCAGGGCCUCGGAGACACAGUGGCUCCGGCUGGAACAGGAGGUGGUGUGGCUGCUGGCCAAGCUGGGUGUGCAGAGCUCCUCCCCGGUCACCGGCUCUGACUGCCACUGCAACGUGGAGGUGGUCCGAGCGCUCACGGUGAUGCUGCACCGACAGUGGCUGACUGUGCGGAGGGCGGGGGGGCCCCCCAGGACCGAGCGGCAGAAGCGGACCGUGCGCUGCGUGCGUGACACGGUGCUGCUGCUGCACAGCCUGUCCCAGAAGGACAAGCUCUUCACCGUGCACUGCGUGGAGGUGCUGCAUCAGUAUGACCAGGUGCUGCCCGGGGUCAGCACGCUGAUCCGCGGGCUCCCCGACGUGACGGACUGCGAAGAGGCAGCCCUGGAGGACCUCUGCAGCAUGGACACCGAGGUGGACGACGCUGAGAUGGACUGUGGCUGAGCCCUCUGCACCCAGCCACGCGGUGGCACCAGCACCUUUGCCUUCCUCACCCCAUCCACUGAGGAAAGAGGACCCAGCCUUGUGGCUCCCGCCUGUGCGCGCCUAUAACCCCAGCACUCGGGAGACUGGCCGGAAGAUGGCCAGGAGCUAGCUCGAGGCCAGCCUGGGCUACAUAGCGAGUUCAAGGCUGGCCUGAACUACAAAGCCAGACCGUCUGAAAACAAAAUAAAAUAAACAAAUAAAAGCAGUGACUGCCCAUCCCUGUCGGAAACGUCA